CAAUAGUAAUUAGGUGUGUCAAUUACCUGUGCAAGAUAAGAGAUAAGAGUUUUCAAAGGUCGAUAUUUAUUUUAUAGAGAUAUUUUUGGAGCUUAAGAACACCUACAGUGAUUUCCGCGUCGAGAAUUAAUAUGAAUCUGUUUUGGGCAGUUACCUUUUCGGUAUUUGCAUUUUGUGCCGCAGUAUGUCCCAACGGCUUGGUGAGAUACGGGAACUCUUACUACUAUUUUGGACACACGGCUUACAACUUUCUGGAUUCGCAGAGAAACUGUAAAGAGCAUGGGGCUUCGCUGGUAAAUCUCGAGACCAAGGAUGAGAUCGAUUUUCUCAGAGGAUUUCUGAUGCUAUUGGGUGACCAAAGACACUGGAUUGGACUAUCUGACGAGAACCAUGAAGGUAACUGGACAUGGUAUCCUUCGGAAAAGCGCGCGGAAUAUACAGACUGGGAUCGCCAUCAACCAAACAACGGUACUGUAUCGAACUGCGGUGCAAUUGUGGCCUCACACAACUACCAUUGGGUUGAUGAGCCGUGUAGUCGCCAGUUUAUGCCAGUUUGUGAACUCAUCGACGAUCAACUGAUAAUUGUUGGAUAAACCCCCCAAUAAAACGACGUUUGUACUUUUGUAAACUUAAAAUCUUUAAUGUUAGAAUAAAUGAUAACACCGUCA
Messenger RNA from Dreissena polymorpha, 668 nucleotides. RefSeq names its product perlucin-like protein. Lineage: Eukaryota; Metazoa; Mollusca; Bivalvia; Myida; Dreissenidae. The record is from RefSeq and is a predicted model, not a curated record. The transcript has 5 exons. Bases 132 to 593 code for a protein of 153 amino acids.